UUGAAUUUCUUCUGCAGGACCACAUAGUGCCCCUUGAAUUUGUAACUGAGUGAGUUAAUUCUCCCGCUCCAUUAACAUUUGAAAUAUCUGAGUAACCACCUGAGAUCCUCACAGUAUUUGUCACUUGUCCUGAGCCUUGAGACUCUCACAUGAACUGCUGCACAUCCUCCAGCCUCUACUCUCCUCAGCCUGGCCUGCACUGAAAGCACAAGUCAGGAAAUCAGCGGCGGUCACGUGACGCAGUCCGGGGCGGGGCUAUGCGUCUGCGGCGGCCAGUAGCAGCGCAGCGUCGGUCCAGGUCCCGGCAGCUCCAUGGGGGAAAAAAAAAGAAAAAAAAAGAAAAAAACCCCAGAGAGAGGAGACGAAUAACGGUACUCUCCAAUAUUUAUGGAGCCGACCCCCGCACAUAACCGCACCGCAUCUGUGUCUCCACCUCUGAUGCACUUAUGAAUUAAAGCCUUCGGAAGCGGACGCGGUGAGCGGCGUUUUGGGGGCUGGCGAAAAACAAGCAGUCCACCAUUGUCUGCGUAGAAAUAAGAAUGGCCUGGAUGUGGAAGAGGAAGUCGCUGAUCGCCACCAGUCUGAUCGUGGCGGUGUCGCUCUUCGUGGUCGUGGUGAGCUACUCGGAGAAGCCGUACUUCCUGCUGCAGCCGGUGUUCGGUCAGACGUUCAGCAGCCACUGGAUGUUCUCCAAGCAGCCAUACAAGGCCUUCAAGCCUCACCUGGGCUACGUGAGCAUCCCAAAACAGGAGCCUCUCAAGCUGCACUGUGAGCUCUGCAGCAUUGUGUCCAGCUCUGGACAGAUGUUGGGCCAGGCUGCCGGCCCGCAGAUCGACCGCUCUCCCUGCAUCUGGCGGAUGAACAAUGCGCCCACGCGGGGCUUUGAGCGCGACGUGGGCCAGCGGACCACGCUGAGAGUCGUCUCGCACACCAGCGUCCCCCUUCUGCUGCAGAAGCCCCAGUACUUCUUCGGCCAGGGCAACGACACCGUCUACGUUGUGUGGGGGCCGCUACGAAACAUGAGGAAGGAUGGGAAGGGCAUUGUGUACAACAUGCUGCGGCAGGCGGCGGAGAACUACCCUCAUGCACGUAUCUAUGUCACCACGGAGGACAGGAUGAACUACUGUGACAUGGUCUUCAAGAAGGAGACAGGGAAAGACAGGAUCCAGUCCGGCUCCUACCUCAGCACUGGCUGGUUCACGCUCAUCCUCGCCAUGGACAUGUGCAAAGAGAUCCAUAUCUACGGCAUGAUAAAUGACACCUACUGCAAGACGGAGGGUUACAGAAGGGUUCCCUACCACUACUACGAGGCGGGCAGUCGCGACGAGUGUGCGGAGUACCUGCUCCACGAGAGCGCCCCCUACGGCGGGCACCGCUUCAUCACGGAGAAGUCUGUGUUCGCCAAGUGGGCCAAGUCUCACGCCAUCAAGUUCUUCAACCCGUCCUGGCAGCUGUCGUGACCCUGGCUGAACCAACGCGGAAAUGCUACACCAUCAUCAUUGUCAUCAUCAUCAUCGUCAUCGUCAUCACCAUCUGGGAAACAGCUGAAUCUCAGCAUAGACAGAAAGCGUGUUCCCUGAAGUGACCAUCCAUUUUGGCACAAGUUUCACUCCAUAUCAGUAAGAAGAGCGUAGUUUGGGGGGGGUUGCUCGGCACAUCCUGGAUGACUCAUAUCCAGUCUUCUGACAUUUGCCACUAAGUCAGGCUGACUUCCAGUUAAGGUUUGACCGAACCGUACAGCAAAAACAUAUCUCCUACUUUGUGAAAAUUAAGUCUUUUCUCCUGAAUCUGAGAGCUGAAGGAAAGCAAACGGCACGCCACUCCCCACUGACUGUUCGAUCUGUUUGCUGCUCUGUGAGUUAAGCAAAGGAUGUCUCGAAGACUAAAAGAAAUAUAACUGGAGAAAACAACAUGAGGAAGAAAAAAAAAAACAUCCAUCAACUUGCAGUGACCUCAGCAGCUCAUGUUUCCGCAGGCGCCGUGCAUCGGAAAAGGCUGCAUUCAAUUUUUUUUUUUUUUUUUUUUACAGGAGUGAAGUCGAAGACAGGAGCCACGUUGCCAUGGACAUCUGAUGAGCUCGCCUACUCUGUUUCCUCUGGGUGUCUCGUCUUCUUCUGUCAGGCUGUAAUUAAUCUAUAACAAGUAUCACUAAGCCUUCAUCUCAAAUGGAGGGAGUAUUGAAGGCAGCUUUCAAUUCACUCUGGUCUGAUUAAGGAAGCUGCAACGAACAAGGUCUUUUAAAAAAACGAAACACUACAGGCGAGUACAAAACAGAUUUCAGUCAAACUGGAAGGUGAACCAGAUGUGUCGAUGCGAAUCAGAUUUUCUAACGUCACGCUCUGUUGUGUGAGGUUACUCACACAACUUAAAGAUGUCAGCUUUUUUUUUUUUUCUUUUUUCUUUUGUAAUGCUGUGAAAUUGCAUUUUAGGAGACGUGUUUUGCCAUUGGCGUGAUGUCCGGAUGGAUUGCUAAUUUAUUCUGCAGAGAGAAGUUCCUAACGCUCUUGAACAGUGUGCCAUUGACAAUGUGAGCAUCACAGCACAUAGAGCAAUGUGCAAUUAUAAACUCCAUCCUUACGGAAGGAGUUAAAUCAUUUGUGACCCCGCAGAGGGAGAGAUUUAUGUGUGCAGUGAAACCAUUUGAAGUUAAUUGUAUUCUAUUAUCAUUUUGUGCCUGCGAUAUACUCUGCAGUUCAUUGUAUGGAGACGGAGGAAGAUGCUCUGUCUCCCUCGCUCAUGCUCUCAUCCAGCUUUGUGCCUCUUUGUGUACAGUAUCACUGUGUGAACACAUCUUCCCAUUUGUCUUUGAGCGCAGUGUGUGUGUCUCCUGGUUUGGGCCAUUACAUUUGAAUGCAUCUGUUCCAGGGCAGUGAAGAAUAAUCAGCGAAGUGCUGAGGUGUGGAGGUUGGCUCGUUGCUCCGGAGGGCUGAGACACUCUGACUGUGACCGUGACUCCCCUCCCCAGGCUGUGAUUAGUGUCCCGGCCAGAGCGGCGGCCCGGAGGGAAGGACUGGAAGGAUUCAAAGACUUCUAAUUUAGGCGCCUUAAUGCACAGGGCCCUGACGACUGUAAUGUACUGCAGCUAAGCUGCACAAUCUCACUCAUCCUGCAGAAUAAUGUUUACUAUCACAUUACAUUUGGGGCUAUUUUUCAGCGGGCAGUGAAUUGGUGAUUUACGGGUCAAACGACGCGUAGGUUAAAAGUGGCUGGGUGCCGGAUGUCUUGGCUGUAACUAGUGUCCCACUGAGGACUGUGAGGUCGUGUCCUGUGUAUUUUCACAGUGUGGGAGUUUACAUAUUAUAGUGUGGCGAGGAUUGUAGAAGUAUAUUACAACAUUUGAGCACAUUUCACUACGUCAAGCCAAUAUUCAGCAUCUGUUCCCCAGAGUCGACGUUCAUGGCAGUGUGGCGAAGGCUUCACAGUGAACUUUAGAUCUUCAUUUUAAGAUGGAAAUUUUGCAGAAAAUAUAGCUGAACAGUUAAAUGUACCACAAGGACUUUUUAACAGUCUCAGUUUAAUACUGAUGCGUCCUUCUGACUGAAAUAAUAAUGCCUUUUUCAGUACAGUUAUUAUAGUUAUAUAGCAAAAUCAUAACAUCAUGAGGGAAUGUUGAUAACAUUAACUUAAUGAGCAACAGAACUUGUCAACCUAAGUGUAUGAAUGGCACAGAAACAAAGUUUUCAUUGUGUCUCAACACGUCAUAUCUAAACAACUGAACAGGUCAGUUGCCUGUCACCCCCUAAAUAACACAAAUUACUGAUCUUCAUCAUAAGAUCACCAUUUGUUAACAUCCUGCAAACGGCUGUUGAAAAAACAAAACAUAGCUUUAAAAUGUGCUUCUUUUUUUUUUUUUUACUUGCUUCCAAAACGAAGGUGCGUGCUAGCCAGUUUAAUAUUUUUGUAUAAGUAGGUGUUUUUGUCCACAGGGGGUGCUCGAAAUUAAGGAGAAAUUAAAAUUGGUGUAGCUGCUUUGACUGAAUAAAUUCUGAAUUCAUUCUUUCUGCAUUUCAGUCAUAGGAACCAUAGUCCAUGUUGAGUUCAUGCCCCCCAAAAGUGUCCCUAUUCUGUGGGUAGCCCGGGAACGAUUAGGCUGUUGACUGACGAGACUGAAACUUGUGUACAACAUUCAUAUGACAGGAAGCAAGCAAACACUGCUCUCCACCAGUGAUGAUAUGAAGACUAGAAGUGAAAAUGUCUUCAAAUGUUUGUUGGUGUUAGUCUUCAAACAUCAGUUCAGAAUGUACCAUUUCCUAAUGCAACUUAAAAAUAACAACUUGAUUUUUGUGUCAAAGUCAUGGAUUGUUGGUCCCUCCAUCAGUCCAGUUUUAACCUUCAAUGUUUUUAUGACGAAGUAGUAACAAACAUAAUACGUACGAGACGUAGCUUCCGAUCUCCAUUAUAACUCAAUGUCUCCCCCCUGAUGUAGAUUCUCUGGGAUAGUUGAAAGCCCAAGAAAUAGCAGAUGUACGGAGGAAUGUUCUUCAGAUUGAUCCCAGUUUUAGUCAGACGUCCGGCCGUUUGACCUGCAGAUAUCCCAAACUCUGCCCUCUGUGUUCCUGUUUGUAGCUUGGAUUGCGUGAGGAACGGGAAAUUCUGAUCUGAAAAGCGUACCCUCAGCGCCUACAAAGACUUACAACUCCAAACUCAUUGUAAGUCAACCUAGCUGACAAGAGCAUCAUCGAAAUGUAAAAACGCCCUGCUUUAAAUUCCUCCCAGUAUAGCCCAGCGGAUAGGAGGCGUCCGCAACACGGGCAGGGUCAUGGCUCCGAUGUCCUCUGGGACAACAUGUGCUCGAGAGGUACGCUGCAGCCCGGCGCUCCGAGCGGCUGCGGAUCAAAGUGUCCACUGCGCUAUGUAUGUAAAGCAGAAACAUCUUACAUUAUGAUUCGUCCUCUUCGGAAAACCUGGAGAUAAUUUCAGGGCCUCGGGAAGAGUUCAAAAUUUCACUUCCUUCUAUUCCUUGGAGAAAUGUGCCCUUGAUACUUGAGGCGGGAAUUCAUGCGGUAUGCCGUGCAUGUUACAUGAUUAACGUACAGUAUAUCUUUUCUAAGUUGUUCCUCAGCCCGUGAUUGUGCCGUCAUCUGGCAGCUCUCCACCAAUCAGCUUUACCCCUGCUGUACGGUAAAUCCACCGUGAAGUGUAAAGCGCCUCGCAACAAGGCAAGGAAUUAUGUGUCUGUGCUGGGAGACAUGUCUGAGGUGUGUCGUGGUGCAUUAUUCGAAGAUUUGUUUAAACGCUCACAGCCGGAAGAAGAGCACCGUGUUCCCUGUGUUCAUUUUCCGUCCUCCUUUGUGUUAUUUUUGUGUUUUAUCGUUUAGUUGAUGCAGUUGUUUGUCUGCGGCGUUUUUUUUUUGUUUUUUUUUCGGCUGCAGGUUGCAUGUUGCCAACGAUUUCUGCUGCUUCAGGCUGUGCUCUCGACAAACACUCCCAUUGUUCUGCACUAGAACACACUGGAAGAAUACCCCAGGAUGUAUUAUACAGUAUAUUAUGGAGAAUACGCCCUUUUAUGGGCCCCCAUGAAUCAUCUGUGGCUCACAGGAGGGCGACUGUGGACACAUUGGCUGUGAAUUAGUAACACCGUGAGUGAAUGUGUGAGCAGAGUGGGAGGCAAAAUACUGGAUACUUUAAAAUGUUUUUUGUUUUUUUUUUCUAUUUAGAAGGAGUUUUGUUUAACUUUUGACUUUGGGAAAAAAGCUUAUUUGUUUGAGGUUCAAUGAGAUGGAUAACACUUUCAUAUCUGUGUGGUACAUAUGAGGCUACAUCCAGAGGCUGGUUAGAUCAGCACAAAGACUGGGAGAAGAAAGAAGCAUCUCCGACCGAAGGGAAAAAAAUGUAUAUACUCGUAGCUCUUAAACUCGCAAAAGCCCAAUCCCAGUACACGUCUUGCCAUGCCCUUAGUUGCCCUGUCCCUUCUUUCUGCGUGUUCACGUCAUCGGGGUAGGGAUGUCCUGAUUCUGUUUAGUGGUACAAUCGAAAGGUCGCAAGAACUCUGUUGUUUCAGUCUACUAUGGUCCUUUACCUUAUAACAAGCAUAAACCAACCUCAGCUAGUUUGCAGACGUCUCAGUAGCUAACUAGCUAGCUAGUCUUUGUGCCCAGGUAAGCUCCCCAGCAGCUCGCUGUGAGAUGCAAACAUAUAACUAUCAGCCAAAAAGAAAGCAGCUAAGCCCACCUCCCAAAAUGUUGACCUGUUCCUUUAAUAAUUCUUAUUAGUUUCAGAUCCUCGCUCCUUUGUUUUCAUCCACAGCUUGAACCGAUCAUUUAAUUUGGCCUAAUUUCAUGUUCUGAGCAGAGAAAUCUGCUUGGAAAUGUUUUUGUCUAUCCUUAAAACCUGAAGUAGUCCCUUUGCACCUCACGGUAUAUCUGCAAAAAAGUCACACACACACACACACACACACACACACACAGUGAAAGCAUCGCUUGCCCUCAGCUGCUCUGAAACAGAAGUGGCAUUGGAAUGAGGUCCGAUUAUUCGUUGUUGUACAGCACAAAGUUAAAAAGCAAAACUGAAGGUCACCUCCUCCUGAACAGAGCAGGCUUUGACAAACACUCCUGAUUAAAACGUCUGGCUGUCGCGGUCCGCUGAACAAAGAUGUGAAUUUCAUUAUUUUCAUGAUUCCAUUUAAAAUGCUGUCAUUAUUUUUUGUUUUGUUUUGCUGCGAUCAGUCGAGGUAAUUACUGUCUGUUUCGGAGUACAGAGUUCAGAUUUUAAAGACCUUUUUGAUUGUCUGACUCCCAAGUCGAAAAACUCUUCAGUUCACUAGCUGUAGCAAUUUACUGGUUCUCUCCUGACUGUUGUACUUGUUGCCAUUUUCUCAAAUGCCUCAAGUGCUUUCUUACAUUGAACAAUACAUCUUAUUUCUUUUUUUUCCAGCGUGCAUGUCUUACUAUCAUUUCUGUGUCGUAAAGCACUUUCCUUCUUCAUUUUAAGGUCAAGUGUCCUUGUGAAAUGUGUAACUUUGAGUGUAUGUUGAGUGACAUACAUAGAAUGUAAUAUAACACUGAGGUUGUUAUACUGAGAGGGUUUGUUUUGUUUUUCCCGCUAACAAAGCUAACACAUUCCUUUUAUUGAUGGUGAAUAACAUCCAAAUGCUGCAUGGAUUGUUGCCGGUGAUUGAACUGUACAUUUUGUUAUGAAGCAAGUAGUGAUUAUAUGUAUUAUUCUGUCAUUUGCCAUCUACGUAUUAGCUAAAAUUAUAUAUAUUGUGAGUGUUCUUAUUUUUUACCAACAUUUCUGUCCUCUGUGUCUUUUAUUCUCCGUGGGGAUUAAA
Acanthopagrus latus (yellowfin seabream) is the source of this 7270-nucleotide messenger RNA. RefSeq names its product ST6 (alpha-N-acetyl-neuraminyl-2,3-beta-galactosyl-1,3)-N-acetylgalactosaminide alpha-2,6-sialyltransferase 3 (gene st6galnac3). NCBI's taxonomy places the organism in Eukaryota, Metazoa, Chordata, Actinopteri, Spariformes, Sparidae. The record is from RefSeq and is a predicted model, not a curated record. Gene Ontology annotation, biological process: oligosaccharide metabolic process; ganglioside biosynthetic process. Gene Ontology annotation, molecular function: alpha-N-acetylgalactosaminide alpha-2,6-sialyltransferase activity. Bases 540 to 1460 code for a protein of 306 amino acids. The transcript is spliced from 5 exons.